UCUUCUAUUCCCGUAACCAGCGGACGAAAGUGGCAAGUCGUUGUUUACGAAGGCGGCAACCAGAGCACAACAAGCACGAAAGCCGUCUCAUUUUUCCCCCCAAAAUAUCCGCACUACUUCAAUUUAUUUGCGAAAAGCCCAUCUCUGAAAGCGUCUGAUCUGCCGGUCAGUAGGGGUACUUUGGGGUUCACGCCCCAAAAAUAACCGCUAGUUCAUAUUUUUCUCGAUCCUUCCUUACAUGCCCAAAAGAACCAAAACUUGCAAAAGAAGAAGAAAAUUUUCAACCGCGGGCGGAGAUUGAUCCUGGUUCGGGGUUCAUUGGAUUUUCCAUUAUUGAUAAGAAGCUCUGCUGUAAAGUGAUACAUAGGAGUAUGAGUGUAAUCUAUUGCUGUUGAAAUAGUGGGAAAGAAAGAAAUCAAAGUUUUGAAUUUGUAAGCACAAAUUUUCUUAAUACCCCGAAAUAUUGGAUCUUUUGUAAGUUAUGAACUUGACUUUAAUUUGGACUUUGUUGACUCAGAUGAUCCAAUUUUUCAGUCCCUUUUGCUGUAUUUUCUCAGGAACCAAACAGAGAGUUUCUGCUGAUCUAGUUCUAAUAUGAAGCCAAAGGAAAAUUGUUAGAACAAGUUUGGUUUUGAAAAGGGGGCGAAAGAUAAAAGUUCUCUGGUUGCAAACCCCUUUGCUGAUAGUGGUUUAGGGUUUUUUUUUUCUUUCCAUUUCUGAUGUUGGUAACAAAACCUUAUUGCUUAUUUUAAUUUUGAGUUCUGUCGUUUUUAUUUCAUAUAGUUCCUUUAUAUCUCUGCAUUAUAAACAGUGGAAAUCAAUUUAUCUACAUGUCAAGGUCAUUUUUACAAUUUUGUUUUUGGUUCCUGAGGUGAGGUCUUUCAAUUGAUGAAGCAGCUUAUCUUUUGAAGCAGUUGUACAGAAUUUGAUGAAUUCCCAGUCUACUUGCCGCAACCAGAGACCCAAAGGGUUGAAGGUAAAGCUGGUCUUUCAGAUUGCUUUGCUUUUGGCUGUUUGCUUCUGGUUGCUAUACCAGAUGAAGUACUCACAUGACAAGGCCUAUAGUGGAAGUGCAGAGAACAAGGUUAGUGAAGAACGCGGUUCUAAUAUUUUGGGGCGCAAAGGGAAUGCAGGGUGGUCAAAAGAUGGCGGUAUAUCUGGAUCAGAAGAUGUAAAUCUUGUGGAAGGAAGCAUAAAGAAAGAAGAUGGAGGUGUUGGAGAUGAUAUGUUAGGUGAAAAUGCUGAAGAGAAUAAUGAAGCAGAAUCUAACAAAGUAGAUGAUCAUGCUCAUGGAAAGCUUGGGAGGCCUGAAGGGAAUGAAAUUGAAAGGGAAACAGAAAUGCAGUACAAAGUAUUGAACAUUACAGAUGAUAAUUCUGAUGUUGAAGACAAAGGAAAUGAUGAACCAGUGGGGCUCAACAGGAACUCAUUGCAAGAAGAAAAUUCUCAAGGGAGACAUGGAGAUACACAGGAAAUUAUCUCGGAUCACGACGGUGAGAAAGAUGUGAAGAAUAUUAGUCAUGAUGAAGUUGGAGAGGAAAACGAGCAAAAUUCACAAGUUAAUCAUGAUAAGCAAGAAAAUGAAAAGGACCGAGAGAAAGAGCCACAGAGAUUGGAGGAGUUUAGUACUAACAAGGACAUUUCAGUACAACAUAGUCAAGGGAAGAGUGACACUCUAAAGGGCCCAGAUUCAGUGGUAGAUGGAGUCCAUGGAUUUAAUGAUGAGAAUGGUGUUCCUGUAGAUGGCAAUGAUCUCAUAGAGUCCAUAGUGACUGGAUCAAGCGAUGAUCAUGCAAUGGUUCUACAUCAGGAAAUGAAUUCAAGUUCAAACAAUCAAAGUGAAACGAAAGAAAACACUAUAAAAGAAGAAGUUGCAGCUAAAGAAGGAACAAAUGGCGCUGAUUUUGAAGCCAAAAGCAAAAUCUUAGUAGAAGACUCAAAAAUCGAUGUGAAACCAAAGGUGGAAACAAGUUCUGGAAUUGGUGUUGACACAAACACCUCGAGGAUCGAUAGCGUUUCAGAAACUACACAGAGAGGCAGUUCAGUUUCAGAUUCUUAAUAGUAAAACAAAGGGUCAUUAACAUUACAGGUUUUUUUCCACACGCCGGAAGUAAAAAGAACAAAAGUAGAAAGUGACUUGAGGCACAUUCCUUGGUGAAUGACAUUGUACAAUCUAAUUCUGAAUUUGUUUUUGCACGUUGUUGACAUUUUCUUUGCCUACAAAAUGAGAAUGGGCGAUACUUUUAUACAAUCUGGUCCCAUGAAUUAUUGAACUUA
Prunus persica (peach) is the source of this 2277-nucleotide messenger RNA. RefSeq lists its product as uncharacterized. The transcript is spliced from 2 exons. The coding region runs from base 929 to 2059 and encodes 376 amino acids. The record is from RefSeq and is a predicted model, not a curated record. Lineage: Eukaryota; Viridiplantae; Streptophyta; Magnoliopsida; Rosales; Rosaceae.